GAAGUGACGUCAGGCGCAUAGGAAGUCCCUGCGGCCGCGGUGUUGUGCUGUGGGUAAGAGAGAGACAGCUUUAGGAGCCCGGGAGAGUGAUUUUCGCCUUUCCGAGGCCGGUAUCGCGCCGAGACCCCCGGGGAGAAGCAGCCGUCGCCAUGUCUGACCAGGAAGCAAAGCCUUCUGCUGAGGACUUGGGGGAAAAGAAAGAAGGAGAAUACAUUAAACUCAAAGUCAUUGGGCAGGACAGCAGUGAAAUUCACUUCAAGGUGAAAAUGACAACACAUCUCAAGAAACUCAAAGAAUCAUACUGUCAAAGACAGGGUGUUCCAAUGAACUCACUCAGGUUUCUCUUUGAAGGUCAGAGAAUUGCUGAUAAUCAUACUCCAAAAGAGCUGGGCAUGGAGGAAGAAGAUGUGAUUGAAGUUUAUCAGGAACAGACAGGGGGUCAUUCAGCAGUUUAGAUCAUCUGUUUUUUUUUUUCCUUUUCCCUUAAUCCUUUUUUAUUUUUAAACAAUAGUUCUUUUGUAAUGUGGUGUUUGACACUGAAUUGAAACUGGCACCCUAUCUCUGGGAGUCUUACUUUCAAAGUCUGGUAUUUUGAAUUCUAGUGCUCAUUAUACACUAUCAUUUGUUUUCAUUGUGCUGAACUCUUGUGAUCAAGCCGCAGCCCCCUUCCUACUUCCCUACCAUCUUUUUUGAAAUACGUGUAUGUACAUACAUGCCACAUUCACUAGGACUGUGCAUUGCAGGCUUGAAGGUGAUAAGAUCUGCCAGAGCGAGUGUUCUAAAUGACUUUCAUAUUGACCCUGAAGUUCUGGUGUGUCAUUGCUUCACUCCUGGACUAUAACUUUCAGUGGGCGAUGGAAGUUUUUCAGAGGACUGAACUGUGGAAAAAUGAUGUAUCCUUAAUUUGAAGCUACUUUUUAACAAAUCUGAUGGCCUGGACCAGAAGAGGAAUAUCAGGUUGGAAAUGGAGAUGAUAGAUCAGGUUACAGUCAUGACUAACUCCAGAGGUGCUUCACUGAAGAGACAAACCAUUUUACGAUUUUAAAUCUUGUCAGAAGAACCCAGAAAAGUUACUAAUUUUCCAUUAGCAAUUAAUAAAGGUAUUGAUGCAGAAAUGUAUGUAGCAGACCACUGCUAUCUUUUGACUUUAUUGUACUUUUUGGCCUGGGACAUGGGUUUUAAAUGGACAUUAUCUGUACCAGCUUCAUUAAAAUAAACAAAAUAUUUGUAAAAACUGUA
Dromiciops gliroides (monito del monte) is the source of this 1239-nucleotide messenger RNA. RefSeq names its product small ubiquitin like modifier 1 (gene SUMO1). The record is from RefSeq and is a predicted model, not a curated record. Bases 150 to 455 code for a protein of 101 amino acids. Gene Ontology annotation, cellular component: PML body; nucleus. Lineage: Eukaryota; Metazoa; Chordata; Mammalia; Microbiotheria; Microbiotheriidae. Gene Ontology annotation, molecular function: protein tag activity; ubiquitin-like protein ligase binding. Gene Ontology annotation, biological process: protein sumoylation. The transcript is spliced from 5 exons.